AUGCUUUUGUAUAAGUUUUAUUUUUUAUACUUUUUGCUCGUACAUUUGUCGUUAUGCAUACGUUAUAGAAAUCAAAAUAAAACUGAUUCUUAUUUAAAAACAAAUUAUAAAUUAUUAAAAAAGAGGAAAAAAUAUGAAAACCGUAGAUAUAAAUUUCCAAAAAACAGAAAAGGAAAUAAUAACAAUAUAUAUGAUGCUAUAUAUAAUAAUAAUAAAAAUAAUAUAUAUAAUAAUGACACAUAUAAAAAUCGAAUAUUUUUUAGGAAUGAGAAAAAUGAUGAGAAUUUUAUCAAAACCAAUAAAUAUUCUUAUUAUGAAAAAAGAAAUAAGAUCAAAUUAAAUAGUGCUACUAGCACCUUUGUUUCAAAGUAUUAUAAAAUAAAUAUUAAUGAUGUAUAUAAUUAUUUACAUAGAAAAAAAUAUGAAUUUAUAGAAACAGAUAUUAAGAUAACGUUAAAGUAUUGUCCAUUUUGUCCUCCACAUAAAUAUAAAUAUGAUAAUAUGUAUAAACAUGAAAUAUUUAAAAACACAGGAAACAGUUAUUGUCAUAGAUGUGGAUAUAAAGGAAGUUUCUAUGAUUUCAAAUUGAAAAUGGGGGAUCUAAUAACUAGUAAUUUUGAAAGUACCGUAGUACAUAAUAAUAAUUUUUAUGAAGAACAAGAAGAAAAAAUAACAUUAAAUGAUGUAAAGGUUUAUAAUAUGAAUUUAUUAUAUUCAAAAGAAGCUGAAAACGCAAGGAAUUAUUUAAUGAAUGUAAGGAAGUUAAGCAUUGAUACUUUAAAAAAGUUUUUAAUAGGUUUUUCUGUUAUGGAAUUUCAAUCUUUUGAAAGUUCUGGUAAAUUUGAAAAGCACGAAUGUAUUAUAUUUCCAUUUAUAAAAAAAGUAGAUGAAAUAAAUAUGAUAGAAACGAACGGAAUCAACAGCAACAUGAACAACAUGAGCAACAACAACAACAACAACAACAACAAUAACAACAAUAAUAAUAAUAAUAAUAUAAAUGAUAAUUAUGAAGUGGUACGAAUAAAAAUUAGAAGUUUAAAGGAUAAAGGUUAUAUGAGAUUAUAUCCUAAAAAUGUUAGAAAUGAAAUGAAAUUAUUUUUUUUUGGUGAUCAUUUAAUUAAAAAUUCAGAAGAAAUAGUUUUGACAGAAGGAGAAAUUGAUGCCAUGACCAUAAGUCAAGAAACAAAAUAUCCAGCUAUAUCUUUACCAAAUGGAUCAAAAUCUUUACCUAUAUAUUUAUUACCAUAUUUAGAAAGGUUUAAAAAAAUACAUUUAUGGCUAGAUUUUGAUAAAGCUGGAAAAUCAAGCGUCUUCAAUUUCGUUAAUAAAAUUGGAUUAGGAAGAACCAACGUAAUUACGGAUGCCAAUGUCCAUUAUUUAAAUCCAGAUGUUUUUAAGAGAAGACAAAAGUCAAGGUUAACCAAAAAGAGUCUUCUCCUUACAUCGAUGGCUUCUAAUGCUAUGGAGAUACUUCAAAAAGGUAAAGAAGAAACAAUGCAUAAUAUAUAUGAUACUACUAAUAAUGACUAUAUGGAUAAUAAUAUACUGAGUAAUAAUAUAAAAAGUAUAAGUAGUGACAAAAUAAAGAAAAAAGAAGAAAUUGAUCCAUUUAAUGGACAUAAAAUUUCUAGCAAUAAUAUAAAUGUAAAUAUACUAAAAAACAAAAACAAGGAAACAGAUAAUAUAACAAAUAAUGAAAAUAAAAGUGAUAAUAAUUUGAAAGAAGGAAUGGAAAAAAAGGCGAUACAAAAUGAAAUAAGUGUAAUUGAAGAUAAUAAGAAAAAUAAUAUAAUAGAAAAUAAUAAUGAUGAUAUGUCACAAAAAAUAAAAGUAGAAAAAUCGAUUGAAGAUAAUAUUUCUUAUUUUGUUGAUAAUAAUAUUAUGUAUAUACCAAAUAAUAUAAUUAUAAAAGAUGCGAAUGAUUGUUUGAAACAUAAUAUUGAUAUACGAUUUUUUAUAGAAACUAGUGAAAAGGUAAAACAUAGUCAAAUAUUAAAUUUUAAUGAUUUAAGGCAACGUAUAUUAGAAGAAUUAAAAUAUCCUGAUCGAAUUAAUGGUGUAAAAAGUAAAACCAUUCCAUCAUUAAAUAAAUAUUUAUAUGGAUUAAGAAUGGGAGAAUUAUCUAUAUGGACAGGUUCUACAGGUGUAGGAAAAACUACAUUAUUGUCUCAACUUUCUUUAGAUUAUUGUAUCCAAGGAGUAUCAACAUUAUGGGGAUCAUUUGAAAUAAAUAAUGUAAAAUUAGGAAAAGUUAUGUUAAAUCAAUUUUGUGGAAAAAAUCUUGAAAAAAAUAUAGAAUUAUUUGAUAUAUAUGCUGAUAAAUUUGAACUGUUACCUCUUAAAUUUUUAAAGUUCCAUGGUAGUACAAAUAUUGAUCAGGUUAUAGAUGCUAUGGAUUAUGCUGUGUAUGCAUAUGAUGUAAAACAUAUAAUUAUUGAUAAUUUACAAUUUAUGUUAAAUAUAAAUAAAUUUUCUGAUAUAUACGAAUUACAAAAUAUUGCUAUAGAUAAAUUUAGAUCCUUUAGUACAAAUAAAAAUGUUCACAUAACUUUAGUUGUUCAUCCAAGGAAAGAGGAUAAUAAUUUAUUAUCUAUUUCAUCGGUCUUCGGUAGUGUAAAAUCUACUCAAGAAGCAGAUAAUGUAUUUAUUAUACAAAGACAUGUAUCAAAAACAAAUGAAACUGUUUUUUUUAUAGAUAUUAAAAAAAAUAGAUUUAAAGGAAGUUUAGGGAAAAUACCUUACUUAUAUAAUAAAGAAAAUAUGACAAUAAAAGAAAUAUCAAUAAAUAAUUUUAAUGAGCAUGUUGUUUCAAAUACUUAUUUACCAUCAAAUAAAUUUUCUUCGUCAUCAUUACAAAAUAAUACUACUAAUAAUAACUUUAUACAAAAUGAUAAUUUAAAUUUCACUUUAUGUGAUGAAUAUGAUUAUAUGAAACAGCUAGCUGAUGAAUAUGAAUCAAAACAUGCUUUUAAAAAAGGUAAUAGAUCUAAAUUAGAUCCUAAUUUAAGGGUAAAUAAUAUAGACAUGAUAAAAACAGAAAUAAUUGAUAAUAGCGAUAUGAAUAACAAUAAAAAUGUUACUCUUUAUGUGGAUAGUUUAGAGAAUAUAAAAACCAUAUCGACUGAAGAUAAAACUAAUGAUGGUAAAAGAGGUGUAAAUGAAAUAAAAAGCAUUAAGAACAAUGAACGUAUUAAUACAUUAAAGAUUGAUGGAAAUAAAUCAUUAGCUUCUACACAAAAUUUAAAUUACCAAAAUGAAAAUAAUAAUAAUAAUAAUAAUAAUAAUAAUAAUAAUAAUAGGAGUAAACAGGAAAUGGAAAAGAAUAACGUAGAUGAUAAAUCAUCAACAGGAAAUAAUAAAAAUAUAAAUGGCAACUCAAAAGGUAAUAAGAAUAUUAAUAAUAAUAAUAAUAAUACGAACAGUAGUAGUAGUAGUAGUAGUAGUAGUAAUAAUUAUAAUAAUAAUGAGGGGAUUAAAAAUAUAUUAAACACAUCAGCACAAAAUAACCAUCCUUUUAAAGAUACAAUAUCCUCAUAUACACUAACUAAUGAAGGAUUAAUAAAAUUGUGUGAAGAACUAAAAGAUGAAGAAGCAGAAAAACUUAAAAAUCGAGUUGUCGUUCUUUCGAUGAGAAAUUGUAUAAUUGAUAAUAAUUCUUCUAUAAAAGAUAUAAGAACAUUUAUAAAAACAAAUAAAUUAAAUAUAAAAACUGCAGGAAAAAAUUUAAAAAAAAUGGAUAUAUUUAUUAGUAUUUUACAAAAUAUACCAAAGGAAUAUAUUACAAUUAAAAGUGGACAGAAAUAUGGACCAAAUAAAGGACUAGCAAAUGACAAAUCAAAAAACAAAAUAAAGGAUCCACAUAAUAAUAAUAUGUUGGAAUAUAAUAAAGUUGGAUCUAACAUUUGUGAUGGACAAAAUACAUCAUGUAUGAAUACUAAUAAGGUAUGUAGUGAAGAAGAAAACAAUAUAUACAUAAAUAAUAAUAAUAAUAAUAAUAUGAAUAAGGAACCCCAAACAUUAUUAUUAAAUGAUAGAAACGAUUCAAACUAUCAUAGUUAUAAUAAUAUUAAUUAUACAAUGGUUAAAAAUGGUAACGAAGGAAAUAUAAAUGAUUAUCUAAAUAGAAAUUAUGAAAAUAAUGUAGAUAACCAUCAUAAUGAUGAAAUUACCAAGAAAUAUAUAAAGGAUAAUAUUAUAAAUGUAGAUGAUAAUAUAAUUAAAAAAAAAGAUAUAUUUAAAUUAAAAAAUGAAAAUAAUGAAAUUACAGAGUGCACAUUUGAAUAUUUUGAAUCUAAGAAAAAAUUUGAUGAUGAUAUAGAAUCUAGAUUCUUUAUUAUAAAUAAUAAUAAUUAUAAUGAAAAUAUAAAUUUGAUAUAUAAAGAUAUAAAAUAUUGUGGAUUAGAUAUUGAAACAACAGGUUUAGAAGUGUUCGAUGAAAAUAUAAGAUUAAUUCAAAUAGCUGUAGAAAAUUAUCCAGUAAUUAUUUAUGAUAUGUUUAAUAUAAACAAAAAAGAUAUAUUAGAUGGAUUAAGAAAAGUAUUAGAAAAUAAAAAUAUAAUAAAAAUAAUACAAAAUGGAAAAUUUGAUGCUAAAUUUUUGCUUCAUAAUAAUUUCAAAAUAGAAAAUAUUUUUGAUACAUAUAUAGCUAGUAAAUUAUUAGAUAAAAAUAAGAAUAUGUAUGGAUUUAAAUUAAAUAAUAUAGUUGAGAAAUAUUUAAAUGUAAUAUUAGACAAACAACAACAAAAUAGUGUAUGGAAUAAUUCCUUGUUAAAUAAUAAUCAACUAUUUUAUGCUGCUCGUGAUUCUAGUUGUUUAUUAAAAUUAUAUAAAAAGUUAAAAGAAGAAAUCAAAAAAGAAAAUUUGAAUAUAGUAAAUGAUAUUGAAAAUAAAUGUAUCUUACCUAUAUGUGAUAUGGAAUUAAAUGGUAUUAAAGUAGAUUUAGAAAAUUUACAAAAAAGUACAAAUGAAAUAUUAAAUGAAUUAAAUAUUGAGAAAGAUAAUUUAAAAAAAAAAUUAAAAGAAGAAAAUAUAAAUGUAAAUUCUCAACAACAAGUAUUGAAAGCUUUGCAAAAAAAUAAUGUUCGUGAUAUUUCUAAUAAACUAAUAGAAAAUACAUCUGAUUCCAAUUUAAAGAAUUUUUUAAAUCAUGAAGAAAUUAUAAGUUUACGUAAUUAUAGAAGAUUAUAUAAAUUGUAUUCAGCUUUUUAUUUAAAAUUACCAUUACAUAUUAACACAAAAACAAAUAAAAUACAUACUACUUUUAAUCAAUUAAAAACAUUCUCAGGAAGAUUUAGUAGUGAAAAACCAAAUUUACAACAAAUACCUAGACAAAAAAGUAUAAGAGAAAUAUUUAUACCAAACGAUAAUAAUAUCUUCAUUAUAGCUGACUUUAAACAAAUCGAGCUUAAAAUUGCAGCAGAAAUUACCAAUGAUGAAAUUAUGCUUAAAGCAUAUAAUAAUAAUAUAGAUUUACAUACAUUAACAGCUAGUAUUAUAACUAAAAAAAAUAUACCUGAUAUUAAUAAAGAAGAUAGACAUAUAGCAAAAGCUAUCAAUUUUGGUCUUAUAUAUGGUAUGAAUUAUGUCAACUUAAAAAAUUAUGCAAAUACUUAUUAUGGUUUAAAUAUGUCUUUAGAUCAAUGUCUAUAUUUUUAUAAUUCUUUUUUUGAACACUACAAAGGAAUAUAUAAAUGGCAUAAUCAAGUAAAACAAAAAAGAGCUUUACAGUAUUCUACACUCUCAAAUAGAAAAGUUAUUUUCCCAUACUUCUCUUUUACAAAAGCUCUUAAUUAUCCUGUACAAGGUACAUGUGCUGAUAUUUUAAAAUUAGCUCUAGUAGAUUUAUAUGACAACUUAAAGGAUAUUAAUGGUAAAAUUAUCCUAUGUGUGCAUGAUGAAAUUAUAAUCGAAGUAAAUAAAAAAUUUCAGGAAGAAGCUCUUAAAAUUUUAGUACAAUCUAUGGAAAAUUCGGCUUCUUACUUUUUGAAAAAAGUUAAAUGUGAGGUUUCUGUAAAAAUAGCUGAAAAUUGGGGAUCAAAGGAUUAA
Plasmodium reichenowi is the source of this 6045-nucleotide messenger RNA. RefSeq names its product plastid replication-repair enzyme. The transcript has a single exon. The record is from RefSeq and is a predicted model, not a curated record. The coding region runs from base 1 to 6045 and encodes 2014 amino acids. Lineage: Eukaryota; Apicomplexa; Aconoidasida; Haemosporida; Plasmodiidae. Gene Ontology annotation, molecular function: 5'-3' DNA helicase activity; single-stranded DNA binding; ATP binding. Gene Ontology annotation, biological process: DNA-templated DNA replication.